AUGGCAUCGCCUUCAUGCCAGAUGCAGUUAUACUAUGGGCCAACCUCGCAUUUCUCACUAAUGCAACACACCUAUCGUGACCUUGUUUCUAAUCCAACCAUUCACCCGGCACCUUCUGGCGAAGUGGAAGAAGCAAGUGCUGGCCUGGACUUGUUCAGCUUCAGACGCAUCUUCUUCGGAACUCCAGAUACUCAUGAGAUCGGCAAGUCCAACAUCCCAAGUGACAUCCCUAUGAUGUUCUUGCCAUAUGAGCUGGCAAAGCUAUUUCUCUCACGAUUCUUAACUCAUCUCUAUCAUAUGCUGCCUCAUCGCCCCAAGGCUUACUACGAGCAAUGUUUGGAGAAGCUCUACAAUCCAUCCCCUACUAUUCAUCCCGAUGCCCUUACUCAAGCUAUCAUCUUGAUCAGCUUAGCAACGGGCUCGCUAGGCACCGAUCAUUUCGCCUGGGGAGAUGUUCUUUUUGAUCGUGUCAAGGCGUCUCAAUACGCGAACUACCAGAAUGAACAAGGUCGACCGAAUUCAGCUUUCUUGUAUCUGGGAUCAGCCGCUCGCAAGGCCCUCUCUGCUGGCCUGCACAAAGACGUCCCUCAUGAGGACACUCAAGACCAGGAGACCAUUGAAGAGCGACGAAUCACAUUCUGGUCUCUCUAUUCCUUCGAAACGUGGUUCUGCUUUCACGUCGGUCGACCGAGCUCAUUGUCCUUGAGGGAUGUCGCUAUUGAAUAUGCAAAAGAUCCGUUCAUUCGGCUCUUGACUGAAUUUUGCAAGACUGUUUCUCGUUCCGGUGAUGAGAUUUACGGCCAACGACACGAGUCAUUGUUGCACAUGUGGCGAGUAGCUCGAUCGAUCGCUCAUGACCUUCGUGCCCAUGAGGUGCAGAUGCAGCAGGCGCUCGGGUUUGGCCUGAAUGGGAGUAUCCAAACGGGUUCUCUAGGUGUCCGUCAGACGAUAUUUAUUACUCUAUACUAUCAUACUCUCCUUCUGACCUUCCGCCCCUUCCUGAUUUUCCGUGGUCACUGGCAGAGGGACAUGCAAACGUCUCUUCAACAGCCUGGCGGGGGCUCGGCAAGUCGCCCGACCGAGAUGCCGACUUGGUUGAAUGAGGCCUGCAAUCACACCCUUACAGCUGCGAGAGAAAACUAUCCAUCAUCUAUGCGAAGCCAACUACGAUACCACGGAUAUUUCCUCGCCAGCUCGACCUUCACCCUGAUAUACGACCUUCUUCACGACCCAACCACAGCCACAACCCAUCUACCUUGGAUCUACGCAUCCCUACAAAGCCUGAGCACGAUGCGAGAAGGUGAUCCAAUUAAAGCCACCAUCUCAGCCAUUCAAACAACCCUGCGCAAGAUCAACCCUUCCUAUGAGUGGUCACCCUAUCCAAAAGCCGAAGAAUAUUCCUCAUCGAACAUACAACGACCAACUUCCAUCUCCCAGGCCCCAGGAAACCACAAUAAUCAGUCAUGGGUCCCUCCAGACCCAUCACUCCCUCAAAGACCCUUCUUCAGCCAACAACCAGACUUAUCAACGCCACAAUGGAAUUUGCCGUUACUCGAUGGACCGGAGACGGGGGGAUCGGGGGCUUCAAAUGAGGAUCUACUUGAUUUUACUCAGUCUGACAUGGGUUGGAACUUUGAUUUUUCGACUAUGGACUUGGAGGCCUUUUUCUCGACACAUCAGGCUGCAGAUUCUGCAUUCCCUUAA
Penicillium subrubescens is the source of this 1704-nucleotide messenger RNA. RefSeq names its product fungal specific transcription factor domain-containing protein. Gene Ontology annotation, biological process: positive regulation of transcription from RNA polymerase II promoter by galactose; DNA-templated transcription. Lineage: Eukaryota; Fungi; Ascomycota; Eurotiomycetes; Eurotiales; Aspergillaceae. Gene Ontology annotation, molecular function: zinc ion binding; DNA-binding transcription factor activity, RNA polymerase II-specific; RNA polymerase II cis-regulatory region sequence-specific DNA binding. Gene Ontology annotation, cellular component: nucleus. The record is from RefSeq and is a predicted model, not a curated record. The transcript is spliced from 5 exons. The coding region runs from base 1 to 1704 and encodes 567 amino acids.